AUGAGCAGCUCGAAAGCCCUCCUUGCAUCUGCGCGCUCGGCUUACCGGUCGGCACUGCGCGCGUCCGCCACGACCUUCGCAGGGGACCACGUUGUCCGCACUGCGUUUCGAUUAAAAAUUCGCAACGAGAUGCUGCCGUACGAAACGACGACGGUCGACGAAGCGCAGUUCGCGGAGAAGGUCGCGCUGGUGCGGGACGUCGCGGACGUGCUCCGGAAGAACGUCGUCCAGGCGCGCCGCCUGGAUGGGGCGCAGACGGAGGAAGGGCAGGAAAAGUGGGCGCUCAACAUCACAGAGCACACGGAGCUUGGGUCGAAUGAUACAAUCAAGCAACCCAAGACGAUGGCAAAGGGCCCAGUGCUGCCAAUCAUGACCAGUGCUGACGAUUCGACACCGCCUACCCCGAGUGCGAAUGCGUCACCACGACCUCUGUACUACUCUCAGCUCAAGAAGGCCUCGAAGCAGCGUGUCAUUCCGGAGCUAAAAGAGGCGGACUUGGAGGAAUCUUUCGUACGAGGAAGCGGCCCUGGAGGUCAAUCUGUCAACAAGACUGAGAAUAAUGUGCAAUUGCUGCACAAACCCACGGGCCUUCGAGUGUCAUGUCAACAAACUCGUUCAUUGCUGGAGAACCGGAAGAUUGGAAGGAAGAUAUUGCUGAACAAGCUGGAUGCAUUGUAUAACCCAGGAAUAUCCAAGACGGACUUGCAACAAGCAAAACAGGCUGAACAGGAAAGGAGGAGGCGAAAGAAGGCUAAGGCCAAA
Epithele typhae is the source of this 762-nucleotide messenger RNA. RefSeq names its product RF-1 domain-containing protein. The record is from RefSeq and is a predicted model, not a curated record. The transcript is spliced from 6 exons. The annotation marks the transcript as partial. Gene Ontology annotation, biological process: translational termination; mitochondrial respiratory chain complex III assembly. Lineage: Eukaryota; Fungi; Basidiomycota; Agaricomycetes; Polyporales; Epitheliaceae. Gene Ontology annotation, molecular function: translation release factor activity.